Molecule: messenger RNA, 1403 nt
Organism: Dioscorea cayenensis subsp. rotundata (Guinea yam)
Lineage: Eukaryota; Viridiplantae; Streptophyta; Magnoliopsida; Dioscoreales; Dioscoreaceae
Product: fatty-acid-binding protein 1-like
Exons: 2
Coding region: 791-1390 (199 amino acids)
Molecular function (GO): intramolecular lyase activity
Source: RefSeq, a predicted model, not a curated record
UGAAUUUGUCAGAAAAAUUAAUCAUGAUCAAAAAAAUUAUUUAAAUGUGCAUUCAAUGGGUCAACAACAUUGAUGAAAUACUUUAAUUCUUAUCUAGAGUGUUUCUAAACCCAUUCAAUGUAACACAAAAUACAAAUCAACCAAGUUAUGGCAUUGAAAAAGUAUAUUCAUAAUCAAUUCAUUGCCUAUCCACACAUCAUCAAUUAAUUAAUUAAUUAAUUACAUCUUGAUUUUAAUAUAUGGUUUUGGACUUUUGUUUUAUUUAAGCUUUUGCUAGCAAAAUCAGCACACCAUAACCAAUUAACCAUCAAUAUCAAAGAGAAAUAUUAAAAUGAUAGACCUUCUCAACAAGUUAAAUAACCAGUGACAUAAAUAUAAUGAUGUUAAGAUUUACUUUUUCAUAUUACCCAUGUUACUAAGUUGAAUGAAACCUAUCAAAUAAACUUCUCAAAUGAAAAUCCAUGAAUUAAAAAGCCUUUUUGAUAAGCAAAUCUAAUACAAAUAUCAUUACUCUGUAACAAUAUUCUAAUCCUGCUAGUGAGUUCUCUAUAUAAAGCUAGCUAUACAAUACCUCAAACUCCACCACACUCAUCUUCAUCUCUUUGGCUAGUGAUUCCUCAUUCCACACAAAAUUUUUCUUUUUUCUUUUCUUUAAAGGAAAAAAAAAAAUGGCAAGCUUAAAUGGAGAAGACCAAGAAGUGAAGAGGGAGGAGAUGGCAAAGGUUACAAAAGAAGUCACACUGAAUGAAGAAAAGACUAUGAGAUUGAAGAUGACAAAUCAAGAAAGGAAAUGACAACCAAAGUUGGGAAAAUUACUAUGAAUGAAAAUGUAGUGGAAGAGAAUACCAAAAUGAUAGAUGAAAAGAAUGAUGAAAUAGAAGAAGAGGUAAAGAUGGAGGUGGAGAUCAAAACAGGAGUUUCAUUCCCUGUGAAAUUGAAUGAUGGGAAGCAGCUCAACACUAUGGGAAUCAGAAAGAAGAAAAUCCUAGCUCUUGGUGUCAACAUAUAUGCUUUUGGGAUAUAUGCUGAUAAUAUGAAGCUGAAGGAGGACUUGAAAGCCAAAUUUGGAAAGGCACCAGAAAAGGCCAACAAAGAAUUAUAUGAUGCUGUGAUCAACACUGAUGUUGGGAUGACUGUGAGGCUUGUUAUUGUCUAUGGAAGCCUAACUAUGAGCAUGGUUAGGAAGAACUUUGAUGAGGGGCUUGGAGCUUCACUUAAGAAACUAAAUGGUGGCCAAAAGAAUGAAGAUCUUAUCAACAAGUAUAACACAUUUUCUGAUUUACUAUAUACCUAUCUCGCUAUGAUUUAUAUUUCACAAAUUCACAUUUAUAAACUCUAUGACAAUCAGAAAUUAAAAUAUCAUUCAUCUAUCUAUAAAUUUUCCAUAUAAGGACAAUAUUGGU